UUCAGUACGCCGCAGGGAAGCAGUAGUUGGUAGACAUGGUACUUUUUUGACGCUGAAUCGUCUCUCUAAUGGGGAUAAAAUGGUACUUCCAUUCGAACGGCAGCCUCUCUUGCAUAAAAGAUACGCUUCACUUUCUUCUCCAGAGCUCACAAGGUUCUCUCAAGGUGAAAGCGGCGAUGCGUCCCGAGGAGACGAAUAUGCGAAUUUUCUCAAGUCAUUAGCAAAUGGAGAACGACAAGAUGUUGGGGUGUCAAGACCAAAGCCAGCUGUUGCAAAGCAGGACCCAUCUUCCCUACCACCAAAAGAUCCAAAGCAGACCAAAUAUAGAUUGUCACCAAACAGGAGUGAUGGUCUGCUUCAUGUAACAUUAACCGCAAAACAAAAUGUUCAGGAACACCAGAAAAAGAUGAGAGUUAUUGAGGAUCAUAUGUUGCAACAUAAACAAGAGGAAAGAGAACUAAAGCGUUAUGAAGGAGAUAUCGUUAAGAAACAGCAUCAUCUCAGAAGAACAAUGGCUGAGUAUGAAAAUAGUAUUUAUAAAAAGGUGAGGGGUGAAGAAACUAAGCUGAGUGAGAACAAUCAGGGAAUCGAAAGAGUUAAACAGCAACAUGCCAUACAGGAGGACAAGGUCAACAAGGCAAGAACUGAGAGAAACAUGUCUGCUCUUGUGAAAUUUAAAGACAAAGAUAGGAAGGAAGGAUUAAACCUGGGUGAAGUUGAGUUUCAGUACAGUAGAACAGCCAAGCAACUAGAGCUCACUAGAACAGAAAUCUUUUCGCUGACUCAGCAGUUUGAGGAGAAUCUGAAAAGAAUAGAGGAAAGAGGAUUCGAACUGAAAAAGAACUUGGCUGAACUUGCCAUUGCAGCUAACAAGAUGGCGCUGAAAAAGAGGACACAGCAAACAGAUGAUGACAGAUAUGUGAAGGACACAAGCAUUAAAGAUAUUCAGGAUGACAGACGACGAAAACAAAGCUUGACAGAGAGACUAAAAGAAAUAAAAAACCAAGGACUUAAACAUGAAUACGGCAAGCGGCGUUUGAGCAGGGACUUAAUGGUCUCCAAAGAUAUGCUGUCUUUAAAGUCAAGGGAAGAGGGUAGAAAGAUGACAGAUAUUAAUCGCAGGCUUCAACACAAUUCGGUCAGCCAGAAGCAAGCCAAGCAAGCGGCAGAAUAUCUGGAACUCGAUCGACAAGGAAAAGAGAUUGAGGAACGAGGCCAGUUUGCCGAGGCUCGCAGAAACCACCAAAUUGAGCAGCUGACAAAGGAAAGAAGACAACAACACUCACAGCAGAUGAUUGAGUGGAAGAAGCGCUACCUGGAGAAACAAAACGAAACCACUCGGCGGGCCCAUGAAGACAGCGUAAAACAUCUACAGAAAAUUGUGAACAAGAUGGAGGAAACAGAGCAUGCGCUAUACAACCGAGUACGUGCCGCUGAGAUGCAGCGUCGAAAACAAGAACAAGACGUACAAAGAAUCUUUGUUGAGUUGGAACAACUAUCCAAAGAAAACCAGAAAAAAAUGAGGGAAACCCAGGAGCAGUUUAGCCGAAAGAAAGUUGAAUUAGAACAGAAGCUAUUACGAGAGAAAGCUGAACUAGCAAAGGCUCACAAUCAGCGGGAGGAAAGUAUCCAAAGGUUAUUACACCACAGGGCGAAAAUGAACGGCGACAAAUACUUACUUUCUGAGGAGGAAAGGGAACAUGAUCGUCUAGCCAAGAUCGGCCAAAGAACGGAUAAUUUAGAGCAGGAAGUUCAUUCAUGAGUACAACUAGUGUUCUCUGCCCAGUCUACGUAGCAAAAGCUCAUCCAGUGCGGGAGUUACAAGCGCGCAAGAGUAACACUUGUGGUGUUACGCCAUGACCUCUUUCCCGCGCUUGUCGCUCCAAAUAACUUGCGCAAGGUUGAAUCGAGUAUCUGCUACGUAGGCUCAGGUGGCGUUAGCCUAAUUAGUAUGUGGUGUCGCUUUAAAGCGCAUUUGAUGUUAUGUGGUUGUUUUUAGUAAUCUUGACUGCAUGUACAUGUCUGUGUGAUUUUUAAGAUGUUCGUUUGUUUGUUUUAUAAUUUUCGGUCACCGUCUCCUUAAAUUUGUCUCGUAUGCAACAAGCGGUUGACAAUAUUGACUGUAUCAAGAAGUUAGGGAGGCAGUUGCGAGAUUAGGUCAGCAUGGUUGAGAGAAGAUACAAGUAACCUUCAAAGUUACACUCUGCUGAAACCUGUGAAACCUUAAAAAUAGCGUAACAUCGUCUCCAGAAAAUAACGGGAAUCACGUUGUUUGUACUCCAAGGCCCCACUUAACGAUGUCCCUCGUAAAAGCGCCGCUCUCAGCGCAUAAGAUGUGAAUGUGUGGUGCAUGUUUCAACUCCAUGUUAGGUCUUCUUCUUUUGCUGAAGUCAGCGCCAGAAUUCUGGAGAGAAGUGUUGGUUGACUUAAAGCUUAACUGUCCCUAAAUCUCACAACGUAUUUUGAAAAAAAUAACUAUUUGUGUGAGCUAACAUUUUUAUAAAUUUUUAAAUUUGUGAAAGAAAUUUGAAUGUAGACACCGCUAUUUAGAUGAAAACUCAAUUUCUACACACACAAUACCUAAGUCAAAACCGUGUGGUCCACAGACAGCGACUGCACCAGUCAUUGCUGAGAACAGUCUUUAUCUGAGUCAAGAAAUCCAUAAUGUGUAGGUCCCAAUUCUUCAAUUAGAUUGCCAUAGGAUGGAAAGAAGAUAAGUGAGAAUUUUUUUUUUUGGCAGGGAGAGGCGGCUAAGUUGCUAACCGAGAUUUUAUUACAUGUGACGACAAGUUUCAAAAAGCUAGGUUACUUUACCAAAUGUGGACAACAAAUGAUGAACACCACAACGUACGGUAUUGAGUUAUGGAUGCUCGCGGGAGGUUGCUAAGCACAAAAGCAGUGCAAGAGUCUCUUGAGGAACACAGCGGUCAAACACUGCGCAUGCACGAGAGUUAGAAAACAAUAAGAGGGAUUUCCGAACGCGUGUUUAGCGUAAAGUGAGGAAGAAAGGUGAAAUUCCUAACUAUUGCUAUGCUCGAGACAAAUAAAAGAUGGAUGCUGGAGAAAGAUUAAAUAUGGGUCUUAUUUUAUUGUGAGAUAUUCCAACUGUUCAUUGACUGUUUUAGUUUCGGCGAUGAAGGCAAAUGACCGAACCUCUCUUCUACUCUUGUUGCACGGUCUACUGUCCGCUGUAAUCGUCACAAACAUCUUGUGUAGUUCUAGUUCUUCCUUUUUCUAACAUUUUCCUCGGUGUUUACUGGCAACUCCGCCGUGAACAUAACAAAGCUAGCACGGCCAAGUUUAUGGAAGAGUUCAUCACGCCGCCGUGGAAAGUGUAAAGAAAGUACGAGAGUGUAAACUAACACAAAGUGGGUAAAGUCUAGAACUUGCAAACUUCAGAAUUUUCCUAGAAACUGCGAAAACCCACGUCUCACGUAGAUUCUCCAUGUAUGCAAUAGCAAAUUUUCCAUCUAAGGACGCAUGUGCAAUUAUUUGACCACUGUGUUCGCUUAAGGCGAUAGCCGAGGGAAACUCUAGCUCUUUGAGUACUUAGAAACCAUCCGCGUACAACUAUUACUCGAUAGUGUACGCUGUGGUUUAUCCAUUUAUUUUGAACAUACCAUCGGUGCACAGCAGCAAAAGAGUUUCUUUUAGUUGAACCAUUCUUACUUGACCAGACAAAACAAACGCGAAAACUAGUCAUUGCAUUUGCUCACAUUAACAGUGUAUACACCCAUGGGCAAAUAGUAGACACUGAAUUGACCAAUUAGAGUGCGCCCUCGUCGUUGUUUAUGUUAUCAUAUAAUUUCAUGUAUGCUUUUUCAUGACCUUUACACAGUGACAACGGAUGUAGUUUCUGGAACACUUUUCUGCCUCAAAGAAAGCUGUAAUGCCAGAGCACUAGUUUAAAGUUUAGCUCUGUGUGAAAAUAAGAAAAACUACAACUAUUUACUUCAUUGUAGAGGUACUUACAGGUGAAUUAGGGUGAGUAAGGUUUUUAAAUCAGCAUUAGUAAUGUCUUAAUGUACUUUUUAAAGUGAUGGAUGACUUUUGGGCUCGUUAACUCUUUUGACAACAGUUACCUCUGUCAAAUAGGAAUAUUUUCACAGCAUUAUUCGGCGCGAAUGAACUUUGUGAUGGCGAGAAGCAACAUGCAGAAAAAAGACAAUGUGCAAAAAAAAAAAAAAAUUUAAAAAAAUUUAAACCAAGUUUAAUGCUAAACUUGGGACGACAAGGUGUCGUUUUGAGUAAUGUAAUGUAAUUGUUUUUAUUUUACUGGAAUAUUUGGCAAGUUUAUUCGAUUAGAGGCCCUUAGAUUCUGAUUCGAUUACAACCGUGAGUUCAAGAUUUUCCAAUUUUACAACGUUUGGCACGCGUGAACAAGUUUUGUUUUUUUUUAACGUUUUAAAUCUUUACUUAAAACACAUCUUUAUAGAUUUGCUUUUCAUAAGUAAUGUUCUUAAAAUUUUACGUUACGUACCAAGAGUUUUUAUUUCAAUUUUUAGCUUUAUUUAUUUUUUAGCUUAAUUAAUAGGUACAUUUGAGUUUUAAUUUGCUUUUUACCUUUUUAAUGGCAUUGUACCGCGCUUUUGAUCAUAUCUGCAUGGAAAAGGCGCGUUAUAAAUUUGUAAUUAUUAUUAUUAUUAUCAUUGUUUUUCGAGCGGAGUAACACAAUAGAACUAGUGAACUAGUGUUGUAAUGAAAAAAUUAAGAUAUUGGACACGUUAGCGGUUGUACGUUAUACAACAUAGGAAGGGCGCAAUUUCCUCCAACCGAGAACUCUACUUGUGCAAACCUUUUUGAAUCUGAAGAAGCUUUAGGAGGUACGAGCAUGUUAGUAUUUCGCUUUCCACUUGAUGUCAAAUCUUCUUGUAAUCAAACUCUCCCUAGAAUCUCAAGGCCUCUAAUGAUGCUUGUUUGUGUUGUCCUCUCUGGAAAAUAGGUAGGGAAGAAGUUAUGAUUUUAAUAUCGAGAGUGAAGAAAAAUGUUUGACACUUACACACCUGUGAAUAUUUCAAAUAAAUUAUUAUUGUUUUA
Stylophora pistillata is the source of this 5037-nucleotide messenger RNA. RefSeq lists its product as uncharacterized. The record is from RefSeq and is a predicted model, not a curated record. NCBI's taxonomy places the organism in Eukaryota, Metazoa, Cnidaria, Anthozoa, Scleractinia, Pocilloporidae.